UGCUGCCGGGGGUAAUGAAGCUCUGAUUACAUAAAGAUGGACAGGCCGAUGUCUUGCCGCAAUCCUUGGUCUUCCAAGUGUUUCAAUUAUCCUACACAGAAAUCUUGGGCCUUCCCACAUCCUCUCUACAAAGGCUCCCGUGGAGUAAAGGGAGCUCAACCUAAGCUAGACAGCCGUUUUGUUUUGGAUGUCAAUGUCUCAGAUGGUACUGUGAUGCCUUCAUCUACACCCUUUACCAAGAUAUGGCGAAUGCGCAACAGUGGUAAAGUUGCAUGGCCCCAGGGAGUGCGGCUUGUGUGGAUUGGUGGAGACCAGUUCUUCAGCGCUGAUUCUGUUGAGACAGAGAUUCCAGUCAAUGGCUUGCCUGUUGAUGGUGAACUUGAUAUUGCAGCUGAUUUUGUAGCUCCUGCUCUGCCUGGUAGAUACAUAUCAUAGUGGAAGAUGGCACAUCCAUCAGGUGUGAAAUUUGGACAGCGCAUCUGGGUUCUUAUUGAGGUUGAUGCUUCCCUGAAAGACCCAUUCUUCAAAGAUCUGAACUUGAAUGAGAUGCCAUGAAGAUUUUGAAAGAUUAAGCACUGC
This is a messenger RNA of Populus euphratica (Euphrates poplar), 579 nucleotides long. RefSeq lists its product as uncharacterized. Bases 37 to 435 code for a protein of 132 amino acids. Lineage: Eukaryota; Viridiplantae; Streptophyta; Magnoliopsida; Malpighiales; Salicaceae. The transcript has 4 exons. The record is from RefSeq and is a predicted model, not a curated record.